AUGCCGAAGACAAUGAGUGAUGACGCUAAAGAUAUAAUUUUAAAUGUUUUGGGAUUUAUGAGAGAAGAAAAGCGGAUCCAAUCGCUGUUGAUACCAUUAGUAAGAUUAUUUGAUCGUGUAGCAGCGGCUACAGGAGUAAGUCAGACAUCAGUACGUCGUUUGGUUAAGGAAAGGGAUCAGGCAAAUGAAUCACUCAAAGUUUCUGCUAAGAGGGUGUCUGGAAUAAGAGAUUCUGACACAGAAAAAUCUACCCCAGGGAAAAGAAGAGUAAGUGCAAGUUCAUAA
Pieris macdunnoughi is the source of this 285-nucleotide messenger RNA. The record is from the annotation of a GenBank genome assembly. Lineage: Eukaryota; Metazoa; Arthropoda; Insecta; Lepidoptera; Pieridae.